Molecule: messenger RNA, 171 nt
Organism: Puccinia triticina
Lineage: Eukaryota; Fungi; Basidiomycota; Pucciniomycetes; Pucciniales; Pucciniaceae
Exons: 2
Coding region: 1-171 (56 amino acids)
Source: RefSeq, a predicted model, not a curated record
AUGGCCAAGGUGUUUACAAAGAGCAAGUCACCAGAGCACCGGUUUGUAGCCCUCGAUCCGCCCCGGAUCAUCCUUGAACUCCUGCACCCAGCCGCUGAACCCGCCCUCAACAACCAGCACUUCCUGGGCCUCCCCUCGCAUCUGGAAACACCCGCAAACGGUAAAGUUUAG